Molecule: messenger RNA, 1639 nt
Organism: Hyphopichia burtonii NRRL Y-1933
Lineage: Eukaryota; Fungi; Ascomycota; Pichiomycetes; Serinales; Debaryomycetaceae
Exons: 1
Coding region: 195-1580 (461 amino acids)
Biological process (GO): division septum assembly
Cellular component (GO): division septum
Source: RefSeq, a predicted model, not a curated record
GGAAACUAACAAUCAUAACAUCAAAGCACUAACUGGUGGGACUAUUAAUUGUCGAUGUACCCAUUACGACGCUACACAGAUAUAAGCAAUUGAUAGCAACUAUCGCUGGUACCCAGGGAUUUAAUAAUUUUGAAUAUAUAAGCGUUUUUUUCGAUUGGUGAUUUUGUCAGGAUAAGUUGUUUCACAAUCAAGCAAUGGUGCAAUUUGCUUCGCUAACUGCCAUAAAUAAUUCCAAGACUCCGUGUCCAGUGCAUGCUAGUUUGAAAGCUUCAAGUACUAGUAUAGUGCAUGGGUGUCCUGGUGUUCCACGAAGUAUACCCAGAAUCGAAACGGUUAUUGAAUUAAGACCAGCAAAUGGAAUUCCAUUUACUUGUAGAUCAGUUGGAGUGGAAUUAAGAACAAUUCAAAAAGUUAGUGUUCCUUCUACAAUUGGUUCGAAUGACACUUUCAGAGAAUAUAAAAUAUAUGAAGAUCCUUUAAUCUACGCUCCUCCGAUAGGAGAGUUUUCUCAGGAGUUGUUGGCAAUAGAUAUCCCAAUCUUAAUACCUUUGCCUAAAGAUAUAAUAUCAAGUGGACAAUUUCCUCAUUGGAAUGCUUCUACUAUUCACAAGCUUUUGGUUAAGAUAACUUGUGGCAAUUCCCAUAUCGAUGAACUUAGUUAUAUUGAAAGUUUCCCUGUCGUGAUAAAACUUUAUGAUACUCUACCAUUAUACCGUCAAUAUAAUGAGCCAAUUAUUGAAUCAAGAACUUCCUACGAUAAUCAAGUGAUUGCUGACAUUUCAUUACCGAUAUCUUCCGUGGGGCCAAAAGAUGAGUUGAUUGUAUUUACCAAGAUCAUGACCAAUGCAUUAAAUUAUAAAAUUAAUAAACGAUUAAGAUUAAAACAACUAACAAUGCAAGUUAAAGAGAUACUAGAAUGUCACGAAGGCGGAUUGCCUGUGAGGAAAGAACACAAAUUAUAUUCAAACACUCAAAACUUUGAGGAUCAAUUACUAAAUUCGUCAGGUAUUUCUUAUGAAUUCCAUUUAGAUUUCCCAGUCGAAAACGAUUACUUGCAAUUAUAUUCUCCAAAUAAUUCAAACUUUUCAUCCAGUCAAACUAGUCAAUCAAGAAAUAAUAGCAUAGAUGAGGAAGUUAGUCAUUCAACUGCUUAUUUUUAUAAAAAUCGAAAUUUUGAUAAGAUUAGUGAAGGUGUCCCCAUAACCCAUGUUCAAGGCUUCACGACUCUGGGGAAAUUGUUUUCGAUUAAAUAUGAAACUAUCAUCAAAGUAAAACUUAACCAUGCCAAAGAUAUGGAAAUUCAUUUGCCAUUUACGGUUAGUACUUAUGAUCGAAUUAGUAGUGAUUAUUUACUCAAGUGGAUUAUGAAAGAAUGUCAAAUAGCCAAAAUGAAAUUUGGUAAAAAACUAAUAAACAAAAUUGCUCUAACCCAUGAUUAUGAUAACAUGGUUAACUUAUUGAGAAAUUUUAAUAAACCACCGGUGGUUUAUAGGUAUACAAGACAAGAUUGGGUCAGGUUGGGUUUCAAUCUGGAAGCUUUUGGUAAUAACGACAAAAGCUUGGUGGAUUAUAUUGAUUAAACAGUCGGAAGUUUAACCAAUUUCUGUUUCUUUUAUAGACUUUAUCAUGCUACAACGAC